GUCUUAAUGAGGGUAAUUUUAUUGUGUGUACUUAUGACGUUGUUUAUGGGAACCAUUUAAAGAGAUUUUCGAAUUCGAAAUACGAUUUUACUUCCGUUACAUUGUUUACUACAAGACAGUGGCCAUUGAAAUAUAAAUUUUGGUUAAAUCUCUACAAUAGCAAUAAAGUAGUUGUGCUGGCAACACUGUUUCAAAUGUUAGACUUUAGGUGUUUCAAUCGUAUCGCAACUGAACGAACGAUAUUAUUGAGCAAGUGGAAUUUACGUUUAUCAACGAGAAUAUCACUUUGAAACUAAAAAAUCCGACUGCUUAAUCAAAUUAAAAACACGAUGAUUAUACCUGUACGUUGUUUUACGUGUGGAAAAGUGAUCGGUAAUAAAUGGGAAGCUUAUCUUGGUUUGUUACAGGCAGAAUACACUGAAGGUGAUGCUCUUGACGCAUUGGGUUUAAAACGAUACUGCUGCCGUAGAAUGCUUCUUGGACACGUAGAUUUAAUUGAGAAGCUUUUGAAUUACGCACCAUUAGAAAAAUAAAAAUUGCUACCCAAUUUCCGGGUCCAAAACCAACGUCCCAAUAAGUGACGGUUUCGACGAACACAGGAAUUAAAAGUCCUAAUAUUGAAAAACAAAAUGCACCAAUUAGUCCAAUAAAGGGUUCGAUAGUUGGUACGGUCACAGCCAAUAAAACUAAAACAUAUAAACAGAUUUCUUAAAUUUCUAGAAUUCUGAAAUUACAUUUAUGAACUUGAAAUAAAUGUUAUAGCGAAAA
Molecule: messenger RNA, 768 nt
Organism: Bombus impatiens (common eastern bumble bee)
Lineage: Eukaryota; Metazoa; Arthropoda; Insecta; Hymenoptera; Apidae
Gene: Rpb10
Product: DNA-directed RNA polymerases I, II, and III subunit RPABC5
Exons: 4
Coding region: 330-533 (67 amino acids)
Biological process (GO): tRNA transcription by RNA polymerase III; transcription by RNA polymerase I; transcription by RNA polymerase II
Cellular component (GO): RNA polymerase II, core complex; RNA polymerase I complex; RNA polymerase III complex
Molecular function (GO): DNA binding; zinc ion binding; DNA-directed RNA polymerase activity
Source: RefSeq, a predicted model, not a curated record